ACGCCAGAAAGAAACGUGGAAGCCAUGUGGACCCAAAACUGAGAAGAAAACGACAAUGAACGUGACGCAUUUUCUUUAUCCCCAAAAAUUUCCAGAAAAUGAUCAAACCUCUCCGGAUGAGUCUGCCAAUUUCCCAUCGAUGUGUGUGGUUUCAUCGGGUUUCACGACUACCCAGUAAUAUUUCCUUUAACCCCAGCCAUUUUGGAGACAUUCCCAUGUCAUAACUCUAAAACAUCCCCUUAAACCCAUCACCUAUUGGUCCCUUUUUAUCCCUUUUGCUGCUGCAGCUUCUUCUUGUUCUUCAAUGGCUUCCAUAUCUAGAUUUGUGCUCGAAGAUUGCAAGUUACAGACACGUGAAGCUUUCUACCGGCCAAGUUCUUACUUCCAGUCCAGAAGGCUAAGAACUCGUCUGGACCUUAGAGUUGGGAUCUCUGUGCCUGAGAAUGGAACAAUUUCUGCAAUUCAGUGCAAACCAUCCAGUCCAGUUAUUGCCGUUGCAGCUUCUUCCUGUUUCAGACAAACUUUAAGUAACAAUUUGACGGCUUCAUAUAGGAACUGCCAAGUUUUGUGCAAGGCUGCCACAAAUGUGUCUGGAGAUGUUCCUGAUAUUACACCUAGUGGGAUGACCCAAUACGAAAGGAUAAUUGAAACUCUUACUACUCUUUUCCCUGUGUGGGUGAUAUUGGGCACCAUUGUUGGCAUCUGCAAGCCAUCUGCGGUUACAUGGCUGGAGACAGACCUCUUCACUCUUGGCCUGGGUUUUCUCAUGCUUUCAAUGGGGUUGACUUUGACAUUUGAAGAUUUUAGGCGAUGUUUAAGAAAUCCAUGGACAGUGGGUGUAGGAUUUCUGGCUCAGUACUUAAUCAAACCAAUGUUAGGCUUUCUUAUUGCUAUGGGUCUAAAACUGUCAGCACCUCUUGCAACUGGUCUUAUUUUGGUCUCAUGUUGCCCUGGAGGCCAGGCAUCAAAUGUUGCUACCUAUAUAUCUAAAGGAAAUGUAGCACUUUCAGUUCUCAUGACAACGUGUUCAACUGUUGGAGCUAUCAUCAUGACACCACUCCUAACAAAGCUUCUUGCUGGUCAGCUUGUUCCUGUUGAUGCUGCGAGCCUGGCUAUUAGCACAUUUCAGGUUGUGUUAGUGCCAACUGUUGUUGGAGUGCUAUCAAAUGAAUUUUUCCCUAAAUUCACUUCAAAAAUAAUCACAAUAACGCCUUUGAUUGGAGUUAUUCUCACAACCCUACUCUGUGCAAGCCCUAUUGGACAAGUGUCAGAUGUGUUGAAAGCCCAAGGAGCUCAGUUGAUAAUCCCAGUGGCUCUCCUGCAUGCUGCUGCAUUUGCUCUUGGUUAUUGGUUGUCAAAAAUAUCAUUUGGUGAAUCCACAUCACGUACUAUAUCCAUAGAAUGCGGGAUGCAGAGCUCUGCACUUGGAUUUUUGCUUGCAAAGAAACAUUUCACAAACCCUCUAGUGGCUGUACCUUCAGCUGUUAGCGUUGUUUGCAUGGCGCUUGGUGGAAGUGCUCUUGCAGUGUUUUGGAGGAAUAGGCCAAUUCCUGUAGAUGACAAAGAUGACUUCAAGGAAUAAUAAUGGAUGGGAACCCCUCCAUUACAAUUCACCUGUUUAGAUUGCUGUCUUCAAAAUUUUGAUUUUAUGGGUGAAGUAAAAGUUUUUUAUUUCAGGUUGGGUCAUAAGCAUUAUAACUGAGAAUGUGAAUGUAAAUUGAAUUUUUCUUGUUUUACAAUGAGAAAUCAGAGAAAGUUAACUUUCUCUAAA
This is a messenger RNA of Manihot esculenta (cassava), 1771 nucleotides long. RefSeq names its product sodium/pyruvate cotransporter BASS2, chloroplastic. The coding region runs from base 305 to 1582 and encodes 425 amino acids. NCBI's taxonomy places the organism in Eukaryota, Viridiplantae, Streptophyta, Magnoliopsida, Malpighiales, Euphorbiaceae. The record is from RefSeq and is a predicted model, not a curated record. Gene Ontology annotation, cellular component: membrane. The transcript is spliced from 13 exons.